CCACGGUGAAACUAGUGGCUAUUAAACUUGCCAUCUUCCAGCACAAGUGACGUCGCUUUGACAUGUAAUUCGAUAAAAAUGCUAACGUGGACAAAUAUUUAAAGGUUUGGGUCGCCUAAACGUUGGUGAUACUUGGCGUAGAGGGUCGGUAGAAGUGCGCGAGAGAAGGGAAAACAGGAUGGACACCCCGAGCCCAGCAGGAGCGAGGCAGCCCUCAGCACCGUCAGCGCCUUCAGGAGCACAGCUGAUCGAGCGCUCCUCCAGCUGCGAGGGGGACACGCAGCACUAUGGGCCUCAGACAGCUACGAAACCCCAGCCGCAGCACACGAGGGCGUACCAGCAAAACCACCUGCCAGUCGCCCAGAACAUCAAUUUGCAAUGGAAAUCGUCUGAGGAUAUAUUCAUGUCGAGCUCAGGAAGCACGAUAUUGAGUCAGCCAAUAAAUGAAGAAGAUGGAGAGCCAGUAUGUUACACUAAAUCUGGCAGCUCCCAUCGCUUGGUGACCUCAGUGUCCGCAUACCCCUUGUCCAACACCAACACCGUUUCCACUGGCAUAAGCAAUUCAACAUCUGCUGCUGCUUCUACCUCCACCAUAUCUUCCACAUCUUCCUCCUCAUCAGCCUCCACAAAUGCCUUCUCCCACAUGAAUUCUCUCCAGUCCCCUCCCACGUCCAGUCAGACUCCUGCGGGUUGCCACACCAAUGCCAAUGCCAACCUCCCUUACGCUGUCAGUAACAGCUCCGAGAUGCCAGUGUCCAACAUCAUCAGCACUUCCACACCAAUUGGAGACGUAAACAAUGCCCAGUGUAACUCCAUUGGUGGCAUAACUCCUCUUGACCUGUCCACCAUACCCCCAAUAACACACGUCACUCUGCCCACACCCACUGAAAAUGGCGAGGGUAGAUUCAGCCAUAGUCCCACACCAAGCCCAAAACCAAGUCCUACUCUCCUGCCACGGCAACCUUCCUGUGAUAGCAGUGAUGACCGAACAAACAGAAACGAAAACUCAGGAUAUAUAUCUCGAGAGGGUAGUAUGGAGCGGUCAUAUGUGGAUACUUCGAUCGACCACCAGCCCUUGGACAAGACAGUUCCACAUGACUCAGUGAGCCGAUCAUCAGAGUCUAGUCGGUCUGUAGAGGCACCUCGGACCCCAGAGAUUAGCCACAGUAUUAAUGGUCUCGCAGUCAAAGAAAGAAAAGAGUCCCGAGAUUCUAAAUCUAGUGAUAAGAAGAGCAAUAAGGCAUGGUACAAGAUGCUGAAUCCAACGUACAAGAGCAGAUCAGAGGACUUGAAAAGAUUAUUUAAGGACCUGCCAUCAGAUGAACGACUUAUCGUGGAUUAUUCUUGUGCAUUGCAGAAAGACAUUUUAGUCCAUGGCCGCCUCUAUGUUACACCAAACUACUUCAGUUUCUACUCAAAGAUAUUUGGGUGGGAGACAUUUGUAUCAAUUCGCUGCAAGGACAUCAUAGCGAUGACAAAAGAGAAGACAGCUCUUGUGAUUCCAAAUGCCAUUGAAAUCCGAACCGAGGGAGAGAAGCACUUCCUUACAUCGUUUGCUUCCAGAGAUAAAACAUACUUAAUGCUCUUUAGAAUUUGGCAAAAUGCUUUAAUGGACCAGCAAAUGAGUGCAACUGAACUGUGGCAGUGGGUUCACUCUAGCUAUGGUGAUGAACUGGGCCUUACCAGUGAUGACGAUGACUAUGUAGCCCCAUCUACUGAAGACGAUGCAAAGACCAACACUAGCAACAUGCAUAGUGAUCGUGCAUGUGAUUCUUCAAGUAUAAACACAAACCUCAAGCUCUACACAGGCGAUUCCAUGGAAGAUGCUUGCCCUGCAGAUCAGAGUCUGGAGGAGAGCCAAGUACCCCCAGUGCCGAAAGGCGGUGAAUCUGAGACGUCGGAGCAGGUCUCCUCGCACAAGCCUCAGCCGCCCAAGAGUUCGUCCCCAACCAAGUCGCCGCAUCACUCCACGCAUAAUUCCUCCCCGCAGCCCAACGAUGGGAUCCCCACAGACAUGUCGGAUACCACGGAGACGGAGCCGGACAGCAAGGUUACAUGUUUAUCUUCAGAGUGUGUGGUUUGCCCCAACCUGACCACGCACCACCAGGGUCGUGAGAUCAUCAACACUGUUUUUGCACUGCCUGUGGAUACAGUGUUUACAUUACUCUUUACCAAUUCCAAGUUUAUGCUAGAUCUUUAUACAGCUCGGAAAACCACUGAUGUUGUUGCCAGUCCAUGGCAAAGCAACCAUGAAACCAAUCAGAAACUCCGGCAGGUGACCUAUACCUUAACACUCCCUCCAAACAGCUUUGGCCCAAAAGUUUCACAUGUAACAGAAACACAGGUUUUGUCACCAUUCAGUAAACCAGGAGAAAUAUAUACAGUUGAUGCAGAAGCCUGUAAUGCAGGAAUCCCAUAUGCUGACUCUUUCUUUGUGUCAAAUCACUGGUGUCUAACACGUGAAUCUGCCACUGAAACAAGACUAAGUGUUUGGUCUCAAGUUAAAUAUAAGAAGAAUGUUUGGGGUUUCAUGAAAGGUGUGAUUGACAAGAAUUCAUUUUGUGGUGUGGAAUCAUUACUAAAUGACAUAAAUGCUGCACUCCUUGCUGAGGUUGACAGUGCCAAUCUGAAGAGGACACGGCGAAGAAGACGGCGCGUAGGAAGCAAGGGAGAACCUCCAGAUGUCCUCAUUCCAUCAACAGCUGAUAAGGUCAAAGACAUUCAUAAAUCAACACAGAUCCCAGCAAGAAAGCUUACUUUGCCAACUGUUACAACUGAGAACAAUAAUUCCUCCAAUGAAGGUCCUGUAAGACUUGUUGUAGCAACACUGGUCAUUCUCUUAACCCUGAAUGCCCUGCUGUACUACAAACUUUGGGCAUUGGAGGAAAAGAUGUUUGUACAUACCACACCAUUCCCAGCUCUUGAUCCAAGCAUGUUCAGACCUGGGACAGGAAGUGGAGCCCUGGAAGAAUGGGUACGAAUAUUGCAACAACAAGAAGCUCUGCAUGCGGCAGAAGUAGAACGAUGGAGGAAAUCCAUAGAGGAAGCAGCAGGAUUCCUCAGAAAAGCAGAGGAGUCUCUCCGCACGCUCCACACCUCCAUCCCUCCGCACCACGCCAGCAAAAUCCAGCUCCUCCUGAGACAGCUACAAAACCUUCAUAACUCUGAGAGCCAGCGGAGAUCAUCCGCAGAGUCUGUUCAGUGGGGCCAAGAGGGAAGCCCAGGAGACCCAUCCAAGGGACCAGACGUUGGGGACCAGGCGAACAGUGGGGAAGAGAGAACUGUGCAUGUGAGUGAGAAUCAUCAGGAUCUGUGAAGGUGCAGUGGGGUGACCAACCAAUUCCCUAACAAGAGAAAGAUCUCUGAGGACCUGAAAAAGCACUAGGAAAGGAAAAAUAAAAAAGGAUAGAAAAGAAAAAAAUGAACAACUUUGUGGGUGGAGCUCAUUGCCUGUUAGGGAAAAGUAAUUCCUGAAGCAAAUGUUGCAAUGAGGUUGCUAUCACUGUCAUAUAAAUAUACCAAAGGUCAUGAUUAACCUCUGUAGGAGGUCAAUUCAUGAAAGGAUUGCAAAGAUGUCUCUUUAGUAUGAGAAAUACAUUUUUUUCUUUCCAUUUAUCCUAAUUUUCCUGGUUAUUAUUAUUUUGACGAAAGUAGCAAUGAGCAUGGAAUGGGUGUCAGAAGUUAGUUAUAUUUUUGAUAUAUAUUUGGAAUUCAUUCACAUGCUUCAGGUUUCAGUAUUUCCUUCAUAUAUUUUAAUGAAUGCAUCAGUUUUAUUUUUUGAAAUGUGAAUGUGGACCAAAUGUGUAUGCACUUGUGGUUGUGGAGAGUUUAUUUUUUUCAUUCCAACAAAUAAUAAAAGAACAAGACGUGCUGCACAAUUACGCAAGUUUAGUGAACAUUUGUCGAGUCCAAUGUGUGUGCAUUAUUAAGUGAAAGAGGGGAGGAAAAAGGGUAUAUGUAUGAUGUUGCUGAAACGAGGAGAUGUGAUUAUCCUAGAUGAUUUUGAUGUAGCACAGAGAUCCAUGUGAUUUAAGGAAAUAAGGCUUUAUCAAAGUUACUACUUUUAUUUUGUUUCACGUUCAUUUUCACUCAUGUUAAACUACUGCAUAUUCAUAUUGCUUGAUACAUACAUAUAUACACAUGUAUUAUAUAUAAUAUACAGAAGUGUGUACUGUACAUAUAUAUGUAUAUAUACAUGUGUGUGUAUUUAUCACAUCAGGAUCCUAACGUGUAUGUGUGUAAAGGUGUAAGUGAAAUUCAGUGUGUGUGUGUGUUAGUUUGUAUGAAUGUUCAUGCAUGUGUUUGCAUGUUCAUAUGUGAUCCUUCUUUUACUAUUAGUAUUUUCAUAAUUCUGAUGUGAUUUUCCCCUUUAUUUUUUCUAAAGCAGUUAUAUUGUAUACAGAUACUACAAAUAGUUGUUUUAAAGUAUAUCAUGUAAGUUUGAGAUGAAUAAUGCAUAAAGGCUAGUCUACAGUUAUAUUCUAUAUGUUCUAGAUCUGAUGGCAUAGUCAAGUGUAACAGUGGAACAAUGAUUGUAUCUAUUUGUGUGUAACUUGUCUAUCAUUUCUAGUUGUAAUGGUAUGCUUCAUUCUUGAGUUUGUGAAUAGCAAGUUAAACACAUGAAGGACCAUAUUUGGAAGGUAGAUUUCCAAAUAAUUUUAUUUCCUAUUUAUUUUUGAAUUUUAAAUGGGAAUUUGAAAUAAAGAGAAAGUUGUCUAAAAGUAUGUUGCUAAGGGUUUCUCUCAGUGAUACAUAACAUGUGUCCCUUUAAGUCUUGCUAGAAUUGUAUUUAGUACAGGAUGUGACUGAUUUAAUUUUUUUUUAAGACUUCUACCUUUUUCUGCAUUUUAUUCACUCUAUUUUUCAUGUGCUCCUAGUGAGUACUAACAAACUUUAAUUUGUAAAAUGAAAAUUAUUCACCCUAGCAUAAUUGCACCAUUCUAUACUUGAAAUGAAGGUUCAGUAGCACUUGUUGGCUACACAAAAUGGCAAUAAAAUCUGUAAAACUGCAUUAAGAUGGGUAUGAAAGUGUCAUGCAGUGUCUGUGAUACUUCUAGGAAAUAGGUUAUGACCUUUUUAUCCAUACUUUUUUUUAUUUUUUUUUUUAGAUUUAGUUCCAAUUGAAGCCUUAUAUUUAUUAAAGAAAUUAACGAUGAUCAGUUGGUGUCGAUAAUUUUUUUUUCUCUCAUGAGAAAAAUUGGAUGUAAUAAUAUCUUUUGUAGAAUGUGUGUAUCCUGCAUAAGUGUGUUACCUGUAUGUGCAGCCAAUAAUGCAAAAUGAGAUUUUUAGUUAAGGAGUGAUAGGAUGUAACCAGGUGACACACAAUGUCACAGUUGCUCACACUCCUUAAAACAACAGUCAGAAUACUGUGGAUGCAGUGGAGUUAAAAGAAGUCUGCUGGGGCAGAGACUGUAAUUUGACAAUAUUUAAUGAAAUGCCAGUUGUAGAUUUGAUUCAGCCUUCUGUGCCCUGUUUUAUUGCACCUCAGGUAUUUUUUUCAUAUUGGUAUGCCCUGGACAUUAUGUAUUACUAUUUUGAAUAUCAAGAACAUAGUAGCAUGUGCUUACGGAAUUAUUGGCUUGUAAUUAAUUUAAACUAUUCUAGAUCUUGGAUAUACUUUAUUUGUUGUUGAAACAGUUGUGUUUUUAAUUAUAAAAGAUAAAGUCAGCACCUUAUUUUGUAACCGUUUAUUAUUUUGAAUGUAUGUGGUUCUAGUACAUGUAUGUUUGUGUGUGUGUGUGCGCCACUUUUAUGUUGGAAUUAGUAAAGCCAGUGUUUCUUGGGAACAUAAUUAUUUUUUCAGCGUUAUAUAAAGUAUUGACAUUUCCAAGAUUUUAGGCAAAGAUGUAUCAGUGGAAGAAAUUGGUCUAUGACAAGAAAAACUGAUCUUGGCUUUGAAAUUUAUGUGAUUUCACUUUCGUAAAGCAGUAGAGCACUAGCCACUUGUUACUGUAUCUUGGAAAACACAGGUAUAUGUUAGUCUUUCAUUUUAAUGGUUAUAUGUUCUGUUCCUUGGUUAGAUGAUGAUAGCAUGGAGAAGGAUAUCAUAUAGAGAGCUUACAUAACUGUAUACUAUUCAGUGAGGUAAACGAUAGCUGUGGUUAGCACUUCAUUCUGAAUGGUAUCCUAGAGGUGUUAGAAAUUUGAGCAAACCUGUUGUCAUCUCGUUAUUCAGUGUUUUGGGGACUAUUAUCCAUUUUCUUAAGAACAGAAUUUGCGUAGGAGAUGUUAACCAGAGGAAGAAAUACAUGUUAGCGUUUUGUCAUUCUUUCAUAUAGUGCAGGAGAGCUCCAACGGUCUUAAAAUUUGAGUUAAUGUGUACAGUACAGUGGAAAUGACUUCGAGUAUCUUUAACCUUGAUUUAAAAAUAUAUGAUUUUAUUCAUACUGUGUAUGAAAAUUGUGUUGAAUUGUUGAAAUCUAUAUCUAAAGUGUAAGUGUAGAAACUGUUGUUAUGUGGUUUUAAAGGACAUCUUACCGGCCAAAAUAAGUAAGUUGUAAAUGGAGCGACUCUGUACUUGUAUUUAAAUAUAUUAUCUUGUUUGCAUUUAGAGAUACAUUCAGUUUUGGCAUAUAAGUUUCCAGAGCAUGCUCAAAGCUACACAAUUAUAUAUGUAAAUAAUGCUGGAUUCCACCAGAAAAUUGGGUGGACAACCAAAAUAAACAUUCUAUAUAUGA
Messenger RNA from Penaeus vannamei (Pacific white shrimp), 6677 nucleotides. RefSeq names its product protein Aster-B. Gene Ontology annotation, cellular component: endoplasmic reticulum-plasma membrane contact site; endoplasmic reticulum membrane; plasma membrane. Lineage: Eukaryota; Metazoa; Arthropoda; Malacostraca; Decapoda; Penaeidae. Gene Ontology annotation, biological process: intracellular sterol transport. The record is from RefSeq and is a predicted model, not a curated record. Gene Ontology annotation, molecular function: sterol binding; sterol transfer activity.